AUGGAUAUCAGUAAAUACGAAAUGACAAUUGAGAAAAAAUAUGAAUAUGUUAUUGAAGUCAUUCCCGAAUCGAAUUUAGUAAAAGUUGAACAAGAAGUUGAAACUUUCAAUAAGUCUGAUGAAGGUUCUAAAAGUGAUCCGUACUCUAUGGAUUACCAAGAUGGUAUGGACAACAAUGAUGACAGGAUGAAAAUUGAACGUGAUGAUGAAUUCGACCUUAACAACAGAGAUAUCAAAACGGAGAUCGUGGAUGAGGGUAACCUGACCGACGAUAUUCGAAAUGAUAUGGCUGAAGAUGUUGAGUUGGUACAAGUAACUGAUCCGUACUCUAUGGAUCACCACGAUGAUAAAGACUACCUUGGUGAACAGAUAAAACUAGAACGUGGUGAUGAAAUCGACAUUUUCUACGAAGAUAUCAAAAAGGAAGUUUUGUAUGAGGAUGACGUGACCAACGAUAUUCGAGGUGACGACAUGAGUCAUGGUGUCAAGUUGCUGCAAGUAACUGAUCCGUACUCUAUGGAUCACCAAGAUGAUAAGGACAACGUUGGUGAACAAAUAAAUAUUGAACGUGGUGAUGAAAUCGACAUUUUAUUCAAAGAUAUCAAAAAGGAAGUUGUGUACGAGGAUGACGUCACCGACAAUAUUCACGAUGACGAUAUGACGCAAGAUGUCAAGCUGCUGCAUGGUCAAGUUCAGGAACGAACACAUACUGAAAAAAGUUCGUUUCAAUGCAGAAUAUGUUUAAAAUCUUUCACUCAAAAUAGUAAUUUGAAGGUUCACGAACGGAGUCAUACAGAAGGAAAGCCAUUUCAAUGCACAAUAUGCUCAAAAUCUUUUACUAGAAGAAAUCAUUUGAGAGAUCACGAACGAAGUCAUACUGGAGAAAAACCGUUUCAGUGUAAAAUUUGUUUGAAAUUCUUCAGUCAAAAUAGUAAUUUGAAGGUUCAUGAACAAAGUCAUAAAGGAGGAAAGCUGUUUCAAUGCACAAUAUGCUCAAAAUCUUUUGCUAGAAGGAAUCAUUUGAGAGAUCACGAACGAAGUCAUACUGGAGAAAAACCGUUUCAGUGUGACAUUUGUUUGGAAUUCUUCAGUCAAAAUAGUCAUUUGAAGGUUCACAAACGAAGUCAUAAAGGAGAAAAGCCAUUUCAAUGCACAACAUGCUCAAAAUAUUUUGCUAGAAGAACUCAUUUGAGAGAUCACGAACGAAGUCAUACUAGAGAAAAACCGUUUCAAUGUAAAAUUUGUUUGAAAUUCUUCAGUCAAAAUAGUAAUUUGAAGGUUCACGAACGAAGUCAUACAGGAGAAAAAUCAUUUCAGUGCACAAUAUGCUCAAAAUCUUUUGCUACAAAAAAUCAUUUGAGACAUCACGAACGAAUUCAUACUGGAGAAAAACCUUCUCAGUGUAAAUUAUGUCUGAAAUUCUUCAAUCAAAAUAGUAAUUUGAAGGUUCACGAACGAAGCCAUAGAGGAGAAAGACCAUUUCAAUGCACAAUAUGCUCAAAAUCUUUCGCUAAAAGAACUAAUUUGAAAGUUCACGAAAGACGGCAUACUACAGAACAACCACAGUUUGAAAUGUUUCACCCGAAAUGAUAGUUUGAAAGUACACUAAAGGAGCCAUACAGGAGAGAAACCAUUUAUACGUACAAUCUGUUCAAGAUCUUUCAUGCUAAAUAGUUCUCUGAGAGCUCACAUAAUGGAUCAUACUACCGUUGAGUAGUUAGUUCGUUGA
Leptinotarsa decemlineata (Colorado potato beetle) is the source of this 1729-nucleotide messenger RNA. RefSeq names its product zinc finger protein 2 homolog. The record is from RefSeq and is a predicted model, not a curated record. NCBI's taxonomy places the organism in Eukaryota, Metazoa, Arthropoda, Insecta, Coleoptera, Chrysomelidae.